Athalia rosae (coleseed sawfly) is the source of this 722-nucleotide messenger RNA. It is a transcript of the gene mRpS6, whose product is annotated as probable 28S ribosomal protein S6, mitochondrial. The transcript has 4 exons. The record is from RefSeq and is a predicted model, not a curated record. Gene Ontology annotation, molecular function: structural constituent of ribosome; small ribosomal subunit rRNA binding. Bases 133 to 576 code for a protein of 147 amino acids. Gene Ontology annotation, biological process: translation. Lineage: Eukaryota; Metazoa; Arthropoda; Insecta; Hymenoptera; Athaliidae. Gene Ontology annotation, cellular component: mitochondrial small ribosomal subunit; ribosome.
UCGUUUGCUCUUAGUUUGCAGCAUUUGCCGUUUGAUAGUCGGCUUGUUGUGUGUAAAAUAAUAAUUGAGAUUUUGAAUAAGCUCCUUACUACAAAGAACAUACUGGAAUAUUGGGAUUUUCAAAUCUCAAAAAUGCCUACUUAUGAACUGACAGUUCUCCUCCGUACGAUGACGAGGCCUGAGAUUACGUCCACCCUGAAACGUACAGCAGAUUCGAUAUUUUCAUCAGGAGGAGUAAUCCGGAAGAUUGAUAGUCUGGGUCUUCUAAAAACACCAUACAAGAUUAGUUCUCACGGAGCUGUACACCGGGAGGCUAACUAUUUUCUGAUUUAUUUUGAUGCAUCGCCAUCUUCAAUUCUCAAUUUGGGUGAAGGAUUUAGUAGAGAUAUAGACAUAGUGAGGCAGAGGAUAUACAAACAGAUCACUGAAGAUCCAAAGCCUUGUACAUUAAGCGAAGAAGUAAAGCCACCAGCUUAUAGACUCGAAGUGCAAAAAAUGAUGGAGAUUGCAAAGGCGCAACAAAAAAAGAAGUUCGAGUACAAUACCGGCUUGGAUUAUUAUCCCUUCCAAAGGUAAAAACAAAUAGUUCAAUAACUGAGAAUAGCUGUCGUUUGCUGGUCGCUCACUUAGUUACAGCAGCACACCACAUCUGUUCCAUUCUGUACAUAUAAGAUUGUAGAAUAUAAUCAUCAGCCCAAAAAAAUAAAGAAAAAAAACAAGGA